Molecule: messenger RNA, 609 nt
Organism: Colletotrichum graminicola M1.001
Lineage: Eukaryota; Fungi; Ascomycota; Sordariomycetes; Glomerellales; Glomerellaceae
Exons: 4
Coding region: 1-609 (202 amino acids)
Source: RefSeq, a predicted model, not a curated record
AUGGUUAUGGGCUUGCUCCCUCUCCCCGCCCUAAGCUACCCCGCACGCCAGUGCCGGUUUUCCUCCUUCAUCUUACUUACGCUCACUAUCCGCACUACACCACCCGCUGCUACGUCGUCGCCAACGCCUGCGGCUGCUGCCUUUGCGUGGGUUGGCACUCUUGACGACACUGAGCCCUUCCCCUUCUUUGAUAAACUCGACUCGGACCAGGGUCUGGGCGGCACGCGCUUCUACGAUGAGCCGAACGACCACUGGUGCUUACUGGCGCAGAUCACCGAGGUAGAAAGGUUACUUCGCGUCCGUCUCAGUGCAGUGGACCGCGAAGGCCGACCGUUCGUCAUUGCCUUCUACCCAGCAGAGAAGAAGGCUGGCGACAUCGAUGUCAAACGACUGAGGGUCGGACAUACCAUUGCUAUUCUGUACGCCAACCAACACUUCUUCCUCGACGGGACGGACGGCGUCCGCGUCGAGGACCUAAGCAAAUGCCGCGUGUUCCCUGUUGACCUGGACUCCCUAUUCCGCAUUCACGCAGAUUACCACCCGGCCUUUAAGGCUCUCCUGACGCUGCCCGGCUUACGGGGCACUGACCGUCUCGAGUUUCCUCUGUAG